GAGCCGGUCAGAGCGGGCCCGGCGGGGCUCUCACGGGGCCAGGCGUUCCCGUUGGUCCCCGCGGAGGCGGGUCCGCUCCCGGGCCGAGGCUGAGCGGCCCAGGGGAGCUCGGGCACGCCUGUUCCUGUGGGCGCGGUGCGCGGGGAGCGCUGGCGCAGCGGGGCGGGAGUUUCAAACGCUGCGUGCGAGGACCCCGCGCGUCCGGGCGCUUCGCUCGCCGGCAGCGGCUCGGGGUUGUGCUCGUCCCCCGGGAAAGAUUCGUAGGCGCUUGAGGAGGAAUCUGCAAAUGCUGGAGCGCGCCGCUGCUGUCCUUCGGUUAAAAUCUGCCUUCUGAUAACAAGGAAGUGAAAACAAUGGGAGUGACUUACCUGUGGCAAAUCCUUGAGCCUGUGAGACAACCUGUCAACAUGAGUAAUCUCAGAGGGAAAACACUUGCUGUUGAUUUAAGUUUGUGGGUUUGUGAAGCACAGACUGUUAAAAAGAUGGUUGGAGUAGUUACCAAGCCACAUCUCAGAAACCUAUUUUUUCGGUUCUCAUUCUUUACAUCAAUGGGAAUUAAACUAGUGUUUGUCAUGGAGGGAGAGGCCCCCAGGCUGAAAGCAGACACCAUGAGCAAGAGGAAUGAGAUGCGCUAUGGGCCUUCAAAGAAAGCUGGAACUGUAAGAACAGGGAGAUCUUUAUUUAAAGCCAUGUUAAAAGAGUGUCUUGAACUGCUGGAGUGUUUAGGUGUCCCUUGGGUUCAAGCGGCUGGAGAAGCAGAGGCAAUGUGUGCUUACCUAAAUGCAAAAGGCCUUGUUGAUGGCUGCAUUACCAAUGAUGGAGAUGUUUUCUUGUAUGGAGCUCAAACAGUUUAUAGGAACUUUGCUAUGAAUGCUAAGGAUCCACAUCUUGACAGUUACACAAUGUCCUCUAUUAAAGAGAAACUCGGUUGUGACAGAGAGUCUUUGAUUGGGCUAGCAGUUCUUCUGGGCUGUGAUUAUCUUCCAAGGGGAGUUCCAGGAGUUGGGAAGGAACAAGCUUUAAAGUUAAUUGAGACUCUGCAAGGUCAAAACUUAUUGCAAAGGUUUGAGCAGUGGAAGGAACAAUUUCAGUAUGAUGAUAAUCCACAUUUGGUUGUUAAAAGGGUAAUUCACUGUUCAGAGUGCCAUCAUCCAGGAUCUUACAAGGAACAUGAGCACAAUGGAUGUAAAUUCUGUGAAAGCGUGAGGUACUGCAAACCCCGUGACUCCAAACACUGCUGCCCCUGUGCAUGGCAUCGGUGGGAGCGAGUGAAACAAGCACACGCAGUGGAGGACAGUAUCAGAAAAAAAGCCAUGAGUUGUGAGGGCUUUCCAUUUUCUGAGGUUAUCCAAGAGUUUCUUGUAAACAAGAAUAAAUUGAUCAACAUAAAGGAAUGUCAAAGGCCAAAUUUAUUGUCCUUUCAGCUGUUUGCUUCAGAGAAGAUGGAAUGGACCAAACAUUAUGCUUGUAAGAAGCUGUUAGCACUUUUGACACGUUAUGAUAUGAUCCAGAGAAAAUCUGGAUACAUUGACUCAAAACAACUGCAGGCAAUACGGAUUGUUAAGACACGUGUUAAAAAUGGAAUUCCUUGUUUUGAAAUUGAAUGGCAAAAACCAGAACAUUAUGUUGAUCCAGAAGAUGAGCCUGUGGAGUUGUUUGUAGUCACAGUAGAAGAAGAGUCUUUGUUUCAGGCUGCUUAUCCUGAUGUUGUUGCCCUCUAUCAAGUGCAAAAGUCAGACAUUCUUCAGAAGAAACAGAAAAAAAAGAAAGACAGAUUAGAAGAAAAGGAAUUACCAAAUUCUUAUGAUGAAAUUACCAGUCUUCUGUCUCAAAUUAAUUUAAAGUCUACACACAGAAUUCUUCCUGUGCAACACUCCGUGUCAGAUACAAAAGCUCCCCCAGAAGGUCAGACACAGCAGAGAAGUACUGGAUCAAAAGAUGUAGCAUUACCUUCAGCUACCUGCGUAACAACAGUUCAUGUGUCAGCAUCAGCAGCUGCUCUUGCUGAUUCAUCUGUGUCCUCAGAAUGCACUAAGUAUUCAGGGAUAUCAUCCUCUUCCUUUGUACCAGCUGGUCUGCAACUGAGCAGUACUGAUGGGAAAGGAGCGUCCUACAGCACUUCACCAGCCCAUGGAGGUGAUGACUGUGAUCCAGCAGCUGACUUAACCACAUGCAUAAAAUACUCACAACCACUAAAUCAUGAAACAGUAAGAAAUAGCUCAGAGUAUUCUGAUGUUAAACAGUCUGAUAUGCAUUUUGAUAGUGAAGAUGAUUUGUUCUCAAAUAAUGCUGUGGGACAGCUUCAGGAGUGGUGUUUAAGUGAGCGAAUACUUAAGAAGGCUCCCAUUCCAUCACAGCCUUUGUCUGAAGAUGCAGUGCAACUGGAAUCUUUGAAUUGUUUUAAACAAACAAAAGAAACAUUGAAUCCUGGUAGAAAUCAUGUCUCUUCCUCAUGUCAGUUAAAUAACCUUGUGCAGAAAAAUAAAAAUGUUCUAUCAGAAAACUCUGCGAGUGAAUCCAGCUUGCAUAUCUAUCAAGAUGCGUACAAAAAAGCUGACAUCCUGGCUGAAAUGGUGCAAAAACACCCUUAUAGAAGUGGUUCAGCAUCUCUAGCUUUCAGUGGGCAAACAACAGAGACACUUCAUCCUGGGUGUGAAAUGCUUCCAGUGUCUCAGAAGCCAGCAGAUGCAACUGGCUGUCACAUUAAAGAAGCUUGUAUUGAAACUACUUGGAAGGCUUCUUUUAAAAAGAGUGUCUGUCAGAACAGAUGCUCUUCUAGUGAAGACAGUGAUGAUGGGCACGUGGAUAAAAUCCUGGUUUAUGAGCAGCAGAAAAGGCAACUGAACCCUGGCCAAUUUAAAAAAUGUUUUACAAAGAAAAAGAGUAGCACUAUUUCUAGCAAAAGGACAAACAGUGACUCAGCCCUUACAAUUAAAGGGAAGAAGAAAAUGACCAAUUUAAAGAAAGCUGUUAACAGUUUCUCAGUGCAAGUAGCUCCAAAAUCAUCCUCUGUAGAAGUUAGUUGUUCCCAAAGUGUAGAGCAACCAAUUGAAAGAUUGGGUUCUAAUCCCACACAGCAAGAGAAAAGUGCAGAUCUGAAUUACGCAUGGGCAGACAGUCCCCUUCCCCUGUCUGAAAGACUGAAACGAAGAAUCAAAUAAAUUAGGUUCUCCAUAAAAUAGAUUAUGAUAGCAAUUAAUUAUCAGUUAACUUCCAUUCAUGAAGAGUUCUUUCUCAAAGUUUCUGCAGUAUGCUCUAUCAAUCUUACACGGACUCAGUUUUAAUGAAUAGGAAGUUCUGGCACUGGAGCUGAAGCUUGAAACUAAAAUGAUAACAAAAGUACCAAACAGUUGAUUGUAGGCAAGUACCAGUCAUUCUGCAUGUGUUUACAUUCUGAACUUGAUACAUAAGCAUCAGGAUAAAAUGUACAAGGAUGAGGGAGAUUUAUUUAAGAAAAAGGGUUUUUUUCCCAAUCAAUUGUGCAGAUUUUGUGUGCAGCUAUUAGUCUUGCUUACAAAAACACUUACUAGAACAGCACCUAGUCAAAGUGAUGCAGCGUUUUUAAACUGAAAUUCUCCAUUCUCCCCCACUAAUUUAAUUUUGCAAGUUUUGAAAUGGGGUUUGAAAUCCUGUUUCUGGUUGUGUUGACAAUCUCUGAAAGACCAGAUAGAGACACACAGCAGAUGUACCUUGCAGGGUAGCUAAAUUUAUAUCUGCCAUGACCCAUAAUAAGCUGUUCUUUGGGGUUGUGCCUCUUCCAAAGAGUGGAAUAAACCAUGUAAGGAUACUCUGGUGUUGUAGCUGUCAUAUCUAAUAUUUAAGGAAAUUUGAUGACUGAUUUAAUUAAAUUUAAUUAGGGCAUUUUCCUUAAAGAAAGUUGAAAUCCCAUCUAAAAUUCACUUCAUAAUAGAAUGAAAGUUAAAUUACAGAAAAUCUAAUUAUCAUAUUGUGGGUUCUUUGAAUAAUAUAAUGUUUGAGGUUUUUUAAAAAGGGAAACUUGAGUGCAAUUACAAUUUGCUUUGAAGUGCUCUUCUUACCUCUUUAUUGCAGAAGCAAUCUCUGUUCAUACACCAAAAAAAAUUGUCCUCAACAGUUGCCUGUUGAAAGAAUGCCUCCUUGGCUGUAUUAGGUGUUUGUAACUUUUUCUGUGCACCAGCCAGAAGGAAGACAAUUCUUGCCAAGACAUAUUGUUAACAAGAGAAAUUUAGAGUAUCUGUGCCUUAGUGAAAAUGUCAGUUCUUCAUCAUGGUCAAGGACCAAGUUUGGAAGCUGAAUUCCAGAUGUGUUUAAGGAAGAUGUAGGUAGCCUAUAGCUAAUGCAGUCUGUAAUUAAACAAAAUGGUAAUUUUGUUUACUCUGUAGGAAGAUGGAAGCAUUUUAUUUAUAAUUCAUUAUUCAAAUGAGAGAUGUAUUCUGGAAAUGAAAAAAAAAUCAAAAAUAUUGAAAACUUAUUUUCAGUUUUGAAGAUGGUCUUUGUCUUCUGGAGCCUCUUAAGCACCCAGCUAAUGUGAGAAGGUAUCUGGAAGAAUAAUGUUGUGAAGGAGAAUAAGAGUCACCUGGGAAUUUUAAAGGGAGAGAUUCAUAGCAUGACAGAAUGGUUUGGGUUGGAGGGGACCUUAAAAACAUCUAGUUCCAACCCCUGUGUGCUAUGGGCAGGGAACCAUUCCUUAUGCAGUGGUCAGUAAUGGAGAGAUCUGAGUGGGCUUUAUUUUGUGGAAAAAUGUUGGUUUUGGUUAUGUAUGACUUUUUUUUUUCCUUGAUGAUGAUUUUGAUUACUGAAAGUUGAAAUCAAGUGUUUAAAUUUUCAUUAAUAAAAAUGGCAACAUCAUGUGAACACACUUACUUUUGUUCCCUCCCAGAGUAUGGGAAUGUGCUCUUUAGUUGGGUGGAUCAUUCAAUUUCACCUACAAUGUGUGGAUUUCUGUGAUUUAGAGCUUUCUUUAGAAUUGGGGGCCAGAGUGGGUUUGGAGGGAAUUCCUUUGUUUUCCAAAUCUGUUUGAGAUGGCUCCUUUAAUGGAUGAGUAGGUGAAAAUACUGUCAGAAUUUUGUGAAUGAUGAAAAGUCAGAAAUGAGAUAUAUUAAGAACUGCAGAGGUAAAAAUACUAUGUUGCUGAUUUUUCCCGCUAAUUAAUUUGGUUUCACAAGUACAGUUCAAGCAUGAAAAGCAGAAAAUUCUAAUUCUCCAUUUUUUUCAUACAUAAUGCAUCUAAAUUUUAUGCCAAUUUUCUGCCACUACCUUAGAAGCAGCAAUAGAUGUGGGAAAAAAAAAACAAAAAACUGUGAAAUGCUCCCUCUAUUUAAGCCGUAGCUGCUUAUUGCAGUAAAUAAAAACAUUUAUCAUUGAGGGUGACUGCUUGAAUUAAACUUGUGAUUCAUUACAGAAGGGUAAUUACAGUUUUUAAAUUGUUUUGGUUUCUCGUCUUUAUGUAAUUUACUCAAUCUAAAGAUUAGGGAUAUUUUUUCUUUGGAGCUUUUUACUGUCCUGACUGCUUUGCAACCUCUCACACUUGUGAGAAUGAUGUUUAAGUAAAUUGAGGGGGUCUAACAUAACUUUCUUCUGCAGAGAAUGUUUCUCUAGGAUUAUGUUAAACUGCCUGUAAGAAUAAAUCAG
Messenger RNA from Vidua chalybeata, 5610 nucleotides. RefSeq names its product GEN1 Holliday junction 5' flap endonuclease (gene GEN1). Gene Ontology annotation, molecular function: four-way junction DNA binding; 5'-flap endonuclease activity. The record is from RefSeq and is a predicted model, not a curated record. The transcript is spliced from 14 exons. Bases 354 to 3161 code for a protein of 935 amino acids. NCBI's taxonomy places the organism in Eukaryota, Metazoa, Chordata, Aves, Passeriformes, Viduidae.